Molecule: messenger RNA, 489 nt
Organism: Aspergillus puulaauensis
Lineage: Eukaryota; Fungi; Ascomycota; Eurotiomycetes; Eurotiales; Aspergillaceae
Product: beta-class carbonic anhydrase
Exons: 4
Coding region: 1-489 (162 amino acids)
Molecular function (GO): zinc ion binding; carbonate dehydratase activity
Source: RefSeq, a predicted model, not a curated record
AUGUCCGUCGCAAAAGAAUUCGAAGCAGCAAACGCAAACUACGCCGCGUCCUUUACGAAAGGCGACUUGCAGCUGCCACCCCAGCGCAAAGUCGCAAUCGUAGCCUGCAUGGAUGCACGACUGGAUACUGCUCGCGCUCUCGGCCUAGAAGAAGGCGACGCCCAUGUCAUCCGCAACGCAGGCGGACGAGUCACCGAUGCCCUGCGCAGCAUCGUGAUCUCGCAGCAGCUGCUCGGGACGCGGGAGAUAGUAAUUGUGCACCACACGAACUGUGGAAUGCUCACGUUUACCGACGAGGUUAUUCGAACUAAGAUCCGGGAUGAGAUUAAGCAGAAUGCGGAUCAUAUUGCCUUUCUCCCGUUCUCGGAUCUGAGGAAGAGUGUUUUGGAUGAUAUUCAGUUGGUCAAAGAGAAUCCGUUGGUGUUGGAUGUGCCGGUUACGGGAUACAUCUAUGAAGUUGAGUCGGGGAAGAUUGUGAAGGUCGAGUAG